AGUUUAGAUGUCUGGGUGGCUAGAGGCUAUAAGCGAUAUCUUCCAGAUAAUAUUAUGGUAGUAGUAGAAUAAAAACAUCAGUUUACGUAAGUUUUAUGUAAGUAUGUAAUUAUAAUCAGUUCACUUCAAUUACUUAAUUAUAUAAAUUAUAACACAAAUAGUAUUUUUCAAAGAAUUUUGUCUCUUCUCCGAUCUCAUUUUUAUCCGAUUAUUAUUCAAAUCCGUAUUCAGUCGUGACCCCACCGCGUUAACGUUCACUGCCGCAUAUCGUACGCGCUCCGUGCGACGUUGCCGCUCCAUCCGCGCUCGUCCCGUCGCCCACUCGCCCCGCCAGUCGUCCCGUUACAGUCUCGGAAACUGCACGCUUCGCUUCGCGUCCAAUGUCAAAAGGACGCAAGAAUCGAACCGGUGUUCGAAAUUCAAAAUAAAAAGAGUUGAAAAUCGCGUUCGUAACGAAUGAAUUGAACGAUUUGUUGAAAAUGCCUUUGCCUUUUAAUAAGAGUUUGGACUUGAAAUUGUUAGCUUUAGUGAAAGAGAAUUCUAUAUUGUAUAAUACUAAACAUCCGAGAUAUUUGGAUUUUGAUGCCAGAGAAGUAGUUUGGCAGAAGAUUGGGGAUGCUCUUAACAGAUCCGACCAAGUGUGCAAAGCGCGCUGGAUCAACAUCCGCGACAUGAUGCGCCGAAAAAUCCGCGAACGGCUACGGAACCCUCAACACCGCUCAUACAACUACAAAUACGAAGAAGAGAUGUCCUUCAUGAUUCCAUACUUUAAGGAUUCUAAUACUAGCAACGAGGAAUACACUGACUUUAUUGAAGAGGACACGCCCUGUGACGACAUAUCACCAUCCGAUGUAUUCGCCGACGUUGAAUCCUACCAGCCCAAGGAAUCCAAACCAGUUAUCAACACCAUUAAACCUAAAGAGGAUUUCCAGAACCAGUUCCAAGAUCUAAACCCAGCUGAUCCUAUAGACGUCUUCCUGAUUACUAUAGGAUCUACCCUAAGGAGAUUUAGUCCGUAUUAUUUGAAUCAGGCGAAGAGUAAGAUAUUUCAAGUAGUGCAGGAUUAUGAGUUGCAGCAAAUAAUGAAUAAAGAUGAUAAUUUAAAUGCUUCGAGCAGUGAUGCUAGGUAGUUAGGUUGUAAGUGAAUAAAUAGUUGUUAUAAUUA
Messenger RNA from Cydia pomonella (codling moth), 1165 nucleotides. RefSeq lists its product as uncharacterized. Bases 480 to 1130 code for a protein of 216 amino acids. Lineage: Eukaryota; Metazoa; Arthropoda; Insecta; Lepidoptera; Tortricidae. The record is from RefSeq and is a predicted model, not a curated record. Gene Ontology annotation, biological process: regulation of transcription by RNA polymerase II. The transcript is spliced from 3 exons. Gene Ontology annotation, cellular component: transcription regulator complex; nucleus.